Molecule: messenger RNA, 4130 nt
Organism: Dromiciops gliroides (monito del monte)
Lineage: Eukaryota; Metazoa; Chordata; Mammalia; Microbiotheria; Microbiotheriidae
Gene: HIF3A
Product: hypoxia inducible factor 3 subunit alpha
Biological process (GO): cellular response to hypoxia; regulation of transcription by RNA polymerase II
Cellular component (GO): cytoplasm; nucleus; transcription regulator complex
Molecular function (GO): RNA polymerase II transcription regulatory region sequence-specific DNA binding; protein binding; DNA-binding transcription factor activity, RNA polymerase II-specific
Source: RefSeq, a predicted model, not a curated record
AUGCCGUCCACCCCAGAACUUCGGAAGGAGAAGUCCCGGGAUGCAGCCCGAAGCGCCGGAGCCAGGAGACCGAGGUGCAUAUACCAGCUGCUGCCCACACGUUGCCCUUCGCUCGCCGGGGUCAGCGCCCAUCUGGACAAGGCUUCCAUCAUGCGUCUCACCAUCAGCUACCUUCGGAUGCACCGCCUCUGUGCAGCAGGGGACUGGAGCGAGGUUUCAGCAGCUGGUGCAGGGUCCGGGGAGCCACUGGGCUGCUACCUGAAGGCCCUGGAUGGCUUUGUCAUGGUGCUGACGGCCGAGGGGGACAUGGCCUAUCUGUCUGAGAAUGUCAGCAAACACCUAGGGCUGAGCCAACUAGAGCUCAUUGGACACAGUGUCUUCGAUUUCGUCCAUCCCUGUGACCAGGAGGAGCUUCACGAUGUCCUGACCCCUCCCCCAGGCCUAUCCAAGAAGAAACUGGAGGCACCCACCAGAGCGGAGUUUUCCUCCUCCCGGAUGAAGAGUACCCUCACCAGCGCGGACGCCACCCUUAACCUCAACGCUGCCACACACCAGGUUCUGCACUGUACGGGGCACAUGAGGGCCUAUAGCCCACCUUCGGAGCCUUCUGCGGGUGGGGGGCCCGGGCCUGAGCCACCCCUCCGUUGCCGUCUGAUCUGUGAAGCAUCCCCGCACCCCAGCAGCCUGGAGCCACCCCUGGGCCGUGGGGCCUUCCUCAGUCGGCACAGCUUGGACAUGAAAUUCACUCACUGCGAUGAGAGGAUUUCAGAAGUGGCGGGCUAUAGUCCAGACGAUCUGAUUGGCUGCUCAGCCUACGAGUACAUCCAUGCCCUGGACUCAGAUGCCGUCAGCAAGAGCAUCCACACCUUGCUCAGCAAGGGCCAGGCUGUGACCGGGCAGUUCGUUUUCCUGGCCCGCAAUGGCGGCUACUCCCUGACCCAGACCCAGGCCACAGUGAUAUCAGGCGGCCGAGGUCCCCAGCGCGAAAGCGUUGUCUGUGUCCAUUUUGUGCUGAGCCGGGUAGAGGAGACCGGGGUGGUGCUAUCCCUGGAGCAGACAGAGCAGCCAAGCCGCCGGCCCGCCCGAUCCACCGAACGUGGGCCUCCCUCGGAGAAGAACCCUCAGGGUCUCGGAGACGGCUUGGAUACCCCCGGCCCCAGGAUCCUUGCCUUCCUGAAGCCCCCAGCUCUGAGUGAGGCCAUUCUGGCCGCUGACCCUCGCCGCUUCUGCAGCCCAGACCUUCGGUGCCUCCUGGCUCCCAUCCUGGACGGGGCCACCCCUGCCCCUGCUGCUGCUGCUGCUGCCGCCAUCCCCAGUGGACCCCCAGCCAAAGAGCGUCCUCGAAGCCCCCCACCGGCUGAUCUUCCAAAUGGCCUACUCCUGGAAAUGGAAAACGUACACAAAAUGUUUGGCUUUGGCAAGCCCCCGGAGGCUGUGGAAACUCUAGAUAUGGAGCAGGACAUUGAGGCACUAGAGUUAGAGAUGCUCCCCUACAUCUCCAUGGACGAUGAUUUCCAGCUCAACACCAGUGAGCAGCCCACUAGGGCCCCCCGAAGGUGUCUAGGAACAACCCCUCGUCCCCGUGCCCGAAGCUUCCACGGCCUGUCACCCCGACCCCCAGAGUCCUCUGCUCUGCAUCGGUGGGGGAGCGACCCACGACUGAGCCAGAGGACCCACCCUGCAGACACAAGCUCCCCAGUGGAGCUCGGAAGAGAAAGCUUGGAGGUGGAAGGGGGCUCUGGGCCACCCUCCGGGCCAGCCCACGCCUGGGCAUCUGCUGAGCAGUCGGGCAUCCAACAGCCACCACCUGACUGUCUCAGGAGGGCCCUGCCCCAGAGCUUAGAGGAGGACAAUGGAGCUGAGGCCCUAGGAGUGAAGCCCCCCAAGCGAUCCCCAAGCCCAGCACCCGAACACUUUCUGCUGCCGCCCCUCAGCCUGAGUUUUCUCCUGAGUUGCGAGACCACCCCUGGCACCCAACCAGAUGCUGAUACCAGGCUCCUGGACCUUGAAGAGCCCAUGGUCCUGGGCUCCACCUCCCUGCUCUCUUUCUAUGAGGAUGAAGAUACAGCUCAGCCCAGGGGUCCCUUUCAGCUGGAGGAGACCAUGCCUCAGGAGCUCACCCCAGGCACCUGAGCCACUUCCCUCUCCGCCCCACCCCUCUCCGCCCCACCCCUCCCCAGCCCCUUCCCCCUUCCCCCUUCCUCUCUCCCCACACCCAGGACCUUAGCCACACUCCAAGCCGGCAGCCUACGCACAGGAUAGAGGGGUCUGGGGCCAGGGGAGGAGGGACCUGUGUCUCCCUCCCCUCCCCACCCCUUCCCACACCGGGCCCUACCUCACUGUCCCCUCCCACCCUACCCCCCUGUGUCUCGGGGGAUGUGGGUGGCCCAGGGAGAGCCAACCAAACUUCUCAGCAGGGAUGGGGGGAGUCCCAUCUCAUUCCCACUGGUCCCAGACCUCUCCCAAGGGGCAGGGUCCUCCUAACCCUCAGUGACCACCCCCCUUGGAGGGCAGGGACCUUCCCUUUCCCUCCUCCCACCCCACUCCCCCUCUCAGGAUCUCUUGGUGCUCAUUUAUUUACACAGUUACCUCACCCAUAUUUUUAGGGGUUUACUUUAUAAAUGGGGGUUUUUCAGGGUGGGGGGAGGGCAAAGAAUCUUUUCUACAGCAUGCUUUAUUUUUAACUCUGGGGUACACAUAACCACCUUAUUGAUGAGAAAAACCUCCCCUUUUUGUGAUAAAUGAUCUCUUUAAAAUUGUUAUAAUCAAAAGGUACGGGGAGGGGGUGGGGGAGAACUGAUGAGAAUACAAAACCAGAACCCUUCCCCCUAGGUUUCCCUGGGGGCUCUUUAAGCCAGACCACUCCUUCCCCCCCCCCCUCCUGCCCCCAGUUGUAUAUUUCAUCUCCUUAAAGUCUUCCUUCUUCAGAGCUCUCACCCCCUCAGCUGCCUCUCGUCCCAGGCCUUACUCCAUCCAGACAAUCGGGCUCGGCAGGCAGACCCUGGGCUGGGAGUCAGCAAACCUAGCCCCUGGCCCCAGCCCUGGCCCUUAUCUGACUUGGUCUGGUUUCCCUUGCCUUUUCUGUGUCUCAGUUUCCCCUUCCAGGAGGGCAGGUAGUUGGAUUUAGCAGUUAAUAAGGGCCCUUCUGGCUCUGCCAUUUUUGGGGUCACUGAGCAGAUGCCCCUCUUCCCAGACUUCACCCCUUCAUUUCACAUAAUCAGAAGAUGUCAGGGCUGGUGGGGAUGGGGACUUAAGAGGUGUGUCUUGUCCAAUCCACGAGUCUUGGAAUUUAGAGAUGGUUUAUAUUUUACAAAUGAGGAACCUGUGACCCUAAAAGGUCUCCCGAGCCUCCAUUUAUAGUGAAGGAAGCUGAGGCCCACAGAGGGGAAGGGGUUUGAGGCACCAAAAGAGGGAACUAGGAGGGGACACUUAGGGGCCACCAAUUCAACUCUCAUUUAACAUCCAAGGAAACUGAGGCACACAGAGGGAAAGAGACUUAUCUGAGACCCCAGAUAGCAAAGCUGUGGGUCUAGAAGGCCAGUCUCUUGGCGUCUUUCCAUGGCCUGCUCCCUAUCCUGGUUCCAGACUCCCUGCCUCUUCUUUGUCCACUUUCCCCAGCCCCAGGCCAAGUGGGGAACUUGAGGCACUCCCCUCGGGCCAAGCCCAAAUUCCAGGCCGCCCAGUCACACGCACAGCUCCAGCUGCAGGUCUCCUGGAUGGUCGGAGUUGGAGGGGGGGGUUCACAGGACACCCCUUCCUCUAUCCCGCCUCCGUGAUGCCUGCCUCUCAUCCCCUCUCCCCUUUUCCCUGUUUGCACGAUGGUGCUAUCUUUCAGGUCUGGAGCUGGGGACAAGAAACUCCCCCUCCUCCCCCCCAUCACAGACACACAUAAUCUACCUGGUAACCUCCCACCAUCCCCUUCCUGGGAGAUCCCCUCCCCCUAGACUGGGGAGGCAAGGAGUCUGACCAGAUGGUGCUAUGGGGCCGUGGGGUAAGGACCAGGGCUUUUUCCCAGCUCUCCCCAGGAGGUCAGAGGCCUCAGGGGAGGGAGCUGUGGAAGUGUGUAUGUGUGUGGGGGGAAUUGGGGAGUUAGGGCUGUAACUACCACCUGCACCCCCAAUAAAGCCUUU